AAACUCACUUUAUACAAAUCCGUCCAAGUUUCAAUUCAACUUUACUCCUCGUAUCAUAUAUUCGCAAAUGUCGCUCAUUCCAAGCUUCUUCGACGGCCGACGAAGCAGCAGCGUCUUCGACCUCUUCUCCCUCGACGUCUGGGACCCCUUCAAGGACUUGUCCGUAUACUUUCCCUCUGAACUUUCUCGGGAAAAUUCGGCCUUCGUCAACGCCCGGAUCGAUUGGAAGGAGACCCCGGAGGCGCACGUGUUUCAGGCCGAUCUUCCGGGGCUGAAGAAGGAGGAGGUGAAAGUCGAGGUGGAGGACGAUCGCGUGCUUCAGAUCAGCGGAGAGAGGAAGGUCGAGAAGGAAGACAAGAACGACACGUGGCAUCGUGUGGAGCGGAGCAGCGGAAGAUUCCAGAGGAGGUUUAGGCUGCCGGAGAAUGUGAAGAUGGAUCAGAUCAAAGCUUCCAUGGAGAAUGGAGUUCUCACUGUCACUGUUCCCAAGGAAGAGGUCAAAAUGCCUGAUGUUAAAGCCAUUCAAAUCUCUAGUUGAUCCAAAUGUCUGAAGCUAUAUUUGAUUAAUACUUGUUUAAUUUACGAUGCACUGUGUUACUGGUUGUAUUGUUCAUGGCCGUGUAAAAACUGAUUAGGAUUGUACGCGUCUGGUUUGUGUAAUUAAUGAAUAAUAUUAUAUGCGUCAAGUGCGGCAAU
This is a messenger RNA of Morus notabilis, 696 nucleotides long. RefSeq names its product 17.5 kDa class I heat shock protein. The transcript has a single exon. The coding region runs from base 68 to 538 and encodes 156 amino acids. The record is from RefSeq and is a predicted model, not a curated record. Gene Ontology annotation, biological process: response to heat; response to hydrogen peroxide; protein complex oligomerization. NCBI's taxonomy places the organism in Eukaryota, Viridiplantae, Streptophyta, Magnoliopsida, Rosales, Moraceae.